UAGAGGCUAGCUGCUAAGAGUGAGUCUGGUUGUCAUGGGGGAUAUUGUAUUAACUAGAGCUCUGCCUGGUGGUGCUAUAAACACUGGUGUUCUUAGUGUCUCAAAUCGGUAUGAUCUCGCACGCAUGCCUACAAUUGAAGGUGGACAUAAUUCAGCAGUGCUGAUAGCAAGAGAUGGUCGUCAAGAAGGCGUCAUCCAUCGUUUCAACUUCAGAAUGAGGGCGAAAGGAGCCCGUGCCAAGCAAACUCUUGCUGGUAUGAAGCAAUUCUUUGACCUUCAUGGAUUGCAAGCUGGAGAUCAAAUUACGAUCUAUCUUGUGCAAGAAGAACUGAAGUUGCUUGGAAGAGUCAUUCGCCCCGCAGUUUAUUCAAUUGAUUUUGAGAGGGGGCCCGUAGUCUAAUUAGGUAUAUUUAGAUUGGAAUGUUCUCUCUCUCUCUCUAUAUAUAAAUAUGUAUCUUUAUUAUUAUUUUUUUUAUCAGUAUCCAUCUUUAUGUAUUGAAUCGCCUUUCUUCCGUUCAUUCUAUUUAGAUUGUAAAAAAAGAACACUUAAAUAUGAGAUAACCUUCGUCUAAAGGUCUGAAGUAUAUUAAACAUUUCUAUUAUGUAUCUUCUUUUUCUUUUUUGAAAAUAAGCUACCUUGAUAGGAACCAUUCUGUCGUUCAGUGUGGAUGCAGAAUAUUGGUUCUAUUAGAGUGGCCUUGAUGUUGGUUUUGUUUAAAUGCUUUCUGUUGAUAGGUGAAAGAAGAAAAAAGGGCCUAGGUGCAUGAUUGUAAAAUGUUCAGUUCUGUUGUAAUACAUAUUUUGACGUGGA
Rubroshorea leprosula is the source of this 811-nucleotide messenger RNA. The record is from the annotation of a GenBank genome assembly. NCBI's taxonomy places the organism in Eukaryota, Viridiplantae, Streptophyta, Magnoliopsida, Malvales, Dipterocarpaceae.